GAUUUUAUGAACAAAGAGGCACCCCCAAAUUAUGUGGCUGGCCUUGGUAGAGGUGCAACUGGAUUCACAACACGUUCUGAUAUCGGACCUGCGCGUGAAGGCCCCGCAGAUUUCAGCGAUGCGUUACAAAAGAAAGCACAAGACGACGAUGACGACGAUGAACGCUUUCAAGAUCCAGACAAUGAAACUGGUCUUUUCGCAUCUGCACCUUAUGAGGAGGAUGACGAAGAGGCAGAUAAGAUAUACGAAGCAAUUGAUCAAAAAAUGGAUGAACGACGGAAAGCUAGAAGGGAGGCUCGUGAGAAAGAAGAACUAGAGAAAUAUCGAGCAGAAAGACCAAAAAUUCAACAACAAUUCGCCGACUUGAAGCGUGGUCUGGCCGUUGUUACAGACGACGAAUGGGCAAAUCUCCCUGAUGUUGGAGAUCUUGUAGGCAAAAAUCGCAAAAAAAUGAAUUUACGUGAGAGAUAUUACGCGGUUCCAGACUCACUCCUUGAAAAGGCUAGAGAAGAGAAUCAAUAUGUUAAUAAAUUGGAUGCGCAACAACAGGCAAGAUUUAUUAAAUAUGGCGGGUUUCAAACACCAUCUUUGGAUACUGGGAUGAUGACGAAUUUUAUAGAAAUUGGUCAAGCUAGAGAUAAGGUGUUAAGUUUGAAGCUGGAUCAGAUAUCAGAUUCAGUGAGUGGUCAGACUACAGUAGAUCCAAAAGGCUAUUUGACGGACUUGAACAGUGUUGUCAUUAAAAGUGAUGCGGAAAUAGGGUAUGUUUCAAUAUUAAUGUUUUAUACGAAGUUUCAUGUAAUAUCUAAUUAA
Messenger RNA from Acaulospora morrowiae, 813 nucleotides. NCBI's taxonomy places the organism in Eukaryota, Fungi, Glomeromycota, Glomeromycetes, Diversisporales, Acaulosporaceae. The record is from the annotation of a GenBank genome assembly.